Gossypium raimondii (Peruvian cotton) is the source of this 1279-nucleotide messenger RNA. RefSeq lists its product as uncharacterized. Gene Ontology annotation, cellular component: nucleus. The record is from RefSeq and is a predicted model, not a curated record. The coding region runs from base 678 to 977 and encodes 99 amino acids. The transcript is spliced from 2 exons. NCBI's taxonomy places the organism in Eukaryota, Viridiplantae, Streptophyta, Magnoliopsida, Malvales, Malvaceae.
UAACCACAACCGUUCCCAUCUCAAGCAUGAACAUUUGCUAUGAAUCACUCAAUUCAAUAGCAUUUUUGUCAAGUAUUUCACCCUCUUAAAAGUAGUUUCUGGUAAGCCAAGUGGCUCUUUUUGUUGCUUGAUAACUUAUUACAAUAUUAAUUUUCCAUCAAAUACUUCACCUACCCACCAAGAAAACAAGUAUUAACCAUAAGCAUGAUCAUAUUACAUCCAUCUAACAAUUAAAAGCUGCUCCUCUCAUAAAAUGUUCCUAGUAAUAAUAAUGUUGUUCUUGGUUUUGAACUAGUACGAGAUAAGCAGGUAAUGGAGCACCAAGACUAGUGCCCCAGAAAAUUAAUAAGUAAUAUAACAUUUCAUAACAUAGAUGAUAAACAGGACUGAUCAUGCACCCUGCAAUUGGAGGGACUUGGGGUGGGAAUGGAACUUCAGAAAGAAAAGAAUCCAAGACAGUGGGACUUGCGACAAGUCGGCUAAUCUACGUGCAAUUCAUGUAUCGGUGUGUUCUCCUAUAAUUAUGAACCACCCGACCUGGAAACUUUUAUUGGGUGGACGAUUCGAGAUCUUUAGGAGGAAAGGAGACAACAUCUGCAGCAGAACAUAUUGUUGCUUUCAAAUAAUUUGGAAAGAAAGAUACAGUGGAUAUCUGAACUGUAUAGAAAUUGAAUAAGAUGGCGAAGGAAGAAAAAAAGAAGAGGGUGGUGGUCGAAUCCCUAGGAUGGCUAACGGAAUCUUCCAUCAUGCCCAAGUUCGUAGGGCCUGGAAGAACUGCUGGAAUCCUUGACAAUGAUGAGCAUAAGCAUUUCGUAAGAGAAGUUCAUGAAGAAGUCAAUCAAGCAAGGGAGAGAGUGUCUGAACUAAAAUUGCGAAGGCAAGAGCAAGCAGCAGCUCAUCGUGAGAAACUCAGGCAGGCCUAUCUUCGGAAACAAGUGGAGAAGUUGAAGUCUGCGUCAAAAACAGAACAGGCAUGAGUAGUAGAGCUGGAAAGGUGAUAUGUGACUAUGCAAAUGGAAAUAGAGAGAAACCCCCAUUGUAUUAUUUACUAACUUGCAUUGAUUUCGUCCUCUGUGCAUAACAAAAUUUAGUUACAAAUCAACUCACCGGUUUGCUCACUAGAAUAUAUUUAUUCACUGUUUUUUACCCCAUCAUUCUUAUGGAACAUAUAGCAAUUGCAGUCGUACCGCCCUCGUUUAUCUGUCAUUUUUGCUUGAGGCUGAUUGCAGCAUCAGCGUAGAAAAUGAGUGAGUUCUCUUUCCUAUUGUACAAAAUACGU